Talaromyces rugulosus is the source of this 1353-nucleotide messenger RNA. RefSeq lists its product as uncharacterized. Bases 1 to 1353 code for a protein of 450 amino acids. Lineage: Eukaryota; Fungi; Ascomycota; Eurotiomycetes; Eurotiales; Trichocomaceae. The transcript has 7 exons. Gene Ontology annotation, biological process: transmembrane transport. Gene Ontology annotation, molecular function: transmembrane transporter activity. The record is from RefSeq and is a predicted model, not a curated record.
AUGGUAUCUUUGAACUGUGAUGAGGCGUAUGUCCCGGACGAGACAGAAGUUGUGCAAGGACAAGAGGGUAGCCCUACUAACGAUUCGCAAUCCGUCAAUGGAUGGCGGCUCUAUAUCCUCACCGCUGGGCUGUGGUUGGCACUGUUCCUUUCGACAGUGGAAACAACCAUUGUUAGUACAUCGCUCGUCUCGAUAACCGACUCACUCAGCGGCUUCGACAAGCGAGACUGGAUAGUAACUGCAUAUCUAUUGACAUAUACAAGUUUUCUCACAAUUUACGCAAAACUGGGCGACGUAUUCGGACGAAAAACAAUGUUCGUCGUCGGACUUGGAAGCUUUAUAAUAUUCUCCAUUCUUUGUGGUAUUUCGACACAUAUCGAGCAAUUGUAUCUAUACCUCAACAUUUACAAGUACAUUCUCCGGGUCGAUUCCGUGGGCGUAAUGCUCUUGCUUGCUGCAUCGACCCUACUUGUAUAUGCUUUUGAGAGCGGAGGGACACAAUUUACCUGGACUAGCGCGGUUGUUAUUGUGACUUUGAUUGUCGGCACCAUUCUCUUUGUAGCAUUCAUGAUCUGGGAAUGGUGGCUACAAAACCAGCAGUCUGCAAGAGUAGAGCCUGUCUUUCCACCUCGAAUCCUCCGAAAUCGCAUUAUGGUGGCCAUGUUCGCCACAUCAUUCUUCGCGGGGUUUCCAUUCACGUCUGUGGUAGUCAACACACCCCAAAGAGCACAAGCUGUUUAUGCAUUCAGUUCACAGCACGCCGGGAUCGCCCUUUUUCCAUUACUCCUAUGCUCUCCUCUAGCGACGUUGGUUUCGGGGUAUGCAACAUCCAAUGUCAGAGUCCCACCAGUAUACCUCGUAAUAUCAGGAGCAGUCAUUCAACUCGUGGGUGUGGCACUGACAUGCUCGCUGCCAAGCCACUCUCCACAGUUUCCACCUCAACAAUAUGUUUUUGAGGCGAUCAUGGGUAUCGGAUUUGGUCUCACACUGACUACUAUAUUAACACUUGUGCCACUUGUGGCUGAUAGUAAUGACCUACCUGUUACAAUGGGAGCAUUGAGUCAGGUCCGCAUCCUUGGAGGCACACUCGGUCUGGCUGUAAGCGCCACGGUAUUAGACAGUCAGAUAUCACAGACAUUGAAGGCAUUAAGAGAUCCGGAGACCCUUCAAGCGAUUACAGAUUCAUUCACUGCCAUUGAUUUGCUCUCACUUACAGACCAACAAGCGGUUCGAGUUGCAUUCUCAGAGGGCUUCAACAAACAGAGUAUUGUGCUGGCAGCCUUUUCGGCAGCGGCGUUGAUAUGUUCCAUGUUUCUGUGGGAGGAAUCUCCGCGAAGAGUGGUAAAAGAGUGA